UAGUUUGGAACGAUAGGAUGAAAUUGCCAUGUAGCCAAUACGGUAUUAAAACUUGGAAUAUAUCAACAUUCAAGACAAACAGUCAAGCUUGUGCCUUUAUAAAUGCUGGCCUGGCAUUGCCAACAACGUUACUAAACCUGUUUGUGAUUGCUGCUAUCCUUGUCUCCAACUUGAAGAGAGAACCAUGCUAUAAACUGCUCUUAAACCUUGCCAUCACUGAUUUCCUUGCUGGAUUGGUCGUGAUGCCGAAUCUCUUCGUCGUUUUCAGUUAUGUUGCCCAACUAAAAGAUCCCUGCAACUUUGCUUUCAUCACUGUACCUUUGGGAUACAUACUUUCCUAUGCAUCGUUUCUUACAAUUGUGUUGAUCGCCCUUGAAAGGUACAUCAACAUUUUUCGCCCGUAUUCGCAAAGCACAACCAUUAACUCAAAGACGAUUAAAUUUUCUGUCUCUUGCAUAUGGUUGCUAUCUGUUAGCUUUGUCAUACUGCCAGUUAUCACUAAAGACUUUGCUGUUUUGCAUUGGUUAACUUUUUCUGUUGUGAUAUUGGGCACCCUCUUAAAUACAUACUGCUACCUCAGGAUACUAUUGCAAGCCAGGAAAGUCCGUCGCCAAAUAGAGUCAGUUGCUGCUCGGUUUGGUCAGCAACGAAUCGCAGCAAAGAACAGGAGCCUUGUGUUCAUUGGCGGCUUGAUAUUCAUUUCAAUAUCUACCUGCUACUCUCUCGUCGUUGCAAAUAGUUUCCGUAGAAUCCUUGAAGGAGAAAAGAUGGCACCGGAGUACGCUUUGUGUUGGGAAUGGACACUAGUAAUGAUCAAUUCCCUAAUCAACCCUGUUACAUCUUGCGUGUUUAACCCACCUUUGAGAAGAAGGAUUGUUAAUGUAGCUAAUCUUAGGUCACGCGGGCACGGUAGUGUUUUGCAGUAG
Rhopilema esculentum is the source of this 926-nucleotide messenger RNA. RefSeq names its product cannabinoid receptor type 1B-like. Gene Ontology annotation, biological process: G protein-coupled receptor signaling pathway. Gene Ontology annotation, molecular function: G protein-coupled receptor activity. The record is from RefSeq and is a predicted model, not a curated record. Lineage: Eukaryota; Metazoa; Cnidaria; Scyphozoa; Rhizostomeae; Rhizostomatidae. Gene Ontology annotation, cellular component: membrane.